Messenger RNA from Hyaena hyaena (striped hyena), 2266 nucleotides. RefSeq names its product CCAAT enhancer binding protein gamma (gene CEBPG). The record is from RefSeq and is a predicted model, not a curated record. Lineage: Eukaryota; Metazoa; Chordata; Mammalia; Carnivora; Hyaenidae. Gene Ontology annotation, molecular function: RNA polymerase II cis-regulatory region sequence-specific DNA binding; DNA-binding transcription factor activity, RNA polymerase II-specific. Bases 456 to 896 code for a protein of 146 amino acids. Gene Ontology annotation, biological process: DNA-templated transcription; regulation of transcription by RNA polymerase II. The transcript is spliced from 4 exons.
GCGCUCCUCCCGGGCGCCCCUCGCCGCCGGCCCGGGACUGGACGGGGCGGGGGACGAGGAGUGCCCCCUCCGGGACGGGCAGUGGUGACAAGCUAGGCUCGUAUUGGCCCCUGGGGAUAAAGGGUGUUCCCAGAAUAGCAGGAGGAGGACCGUGUCUUACCGUAGCGCCACCUCGGGUAUUGCCCGCCCCUCCGAAACUGCUCGGCGAGGGGUUUGUGCUCUCAUCUGGCACCUUAAAAUGUGUCAGCUUCAGAAAGCUUUUAAGACUAUCCUUUAAAUUCUCAAGAGCACUUCAUGACUGUCAGCAAUUGUCUGAUCUUGGAGAGGUGGGUUCAUCUGUAGGGAUUUGAACAGCACAUGGUACAUGUGAAGAUUUCUUGGCAGCUUAGUUGGAAACCAUUGAUCACCUUGCCCUCAUUUCUACCUGUUCCGUGUCAGCAAGAGAGUGUGCCCAAAUGAGCAAGGUAGCACAGCAGAACAGUACUCCCGCAAUAAGUGUUAUUCACACCCAGGCUCAUGCCAGCGGCUUGCAGCAGGUUCCUCAGCUGGUGCCUGCUGGCCCCGGGGGAGGAGGCAAAGCCGUGCCUCCCAGCAAGCAAAGCAAAAAGAGUUCGCCCAUGGAUCGAAACAGUGACGAGUAUCGUCAGCGCAGAGAGAGGAACAACAUGGCUGUGAAAAAGAGCCGGUUGAAAAGCAAGCAGAAGGCACAGGAUACACUGCAGAGAGUGAAUCAGCUCAAAGAAGAGAAUGAACGGUUGGAGGCAAAAAUUAAAUUGCUGACUAAGGAAUUAAGCGUACUGAAAGACUUGUUUCUUGAGCACGCACACAACCUUGCAGAUAACGUGCAACCAGGUAGCACUGAAAAUACAACAACUCCUGAUAACGCAGGACAGUAGACCUCACCCCUUCCGAGUUGCCAGCUGGUGGCUGCAACGUUAAAGGUGUGACUGCCUACGCCACUCGUGUCAAUGGCCGCACGUUGUCUUGUUCCAUCAUUCAAAGAUCCGUUGAAGGGUGUUUUCUAGGAUCAGCACUGAUGAGUUGAUUAGCUAAAAAUGUUAGCCGUGUAAUUUGAAUAUCUAGGUUUAAAUGAUAUGGAUUUUUGUGGGGAUGAAACAGAUUUUUAAGGUAUAUGGUUAAAAAAAAAAGUCCUGGACCUUGAUGUUCUUAAUAAAUCCUCACUUCCCAAGAAAUGUUUCUUUUCUAGGUUGAUAAAAGGAACGGGGAACUGGCAGGGCCUGCAGGAGGUUCUUGGUUUUACUGGAGAUGGUUAAUUGGACUAAGAACGUUGAAUGCCAUUUGGUUGAUUUGUGAUUUUUUUUCUAAAUUAUGUACUAUAAAUCCUUAGGGCUAUGGAAAUCAAUCACUUUGUGAUUUGGAGUGAUUUUAUGUAUAGCAUAAACCUUGUUUUAGCAUAAUUAGUACUGUUUUCCCCAACAAGUACAAGUUUUUGAGUAGCAGUGCCAGGUCAAGUAAGCCCUGUUGUGUUUUAAAGGCCAGAUACAGCCAGUUGGCUUAAAAAUACAAAUAAUUAGGAGGCAAAUAGGUUUUUUAAAAAUAAGAGUAAAGCAUAUUAGAAUUAUGCUUUUGGGAUACCUUUGGGUUAUUGGAUUGGCGUUAUUUUGUUUUCUAACAACAACAAACCAAAAGACAACUCUGGUUUAGAGGAACUUGUGUACCAAAUUUUUGUUUCUGUAGAUGCUAGUCAGGUAAGCAUUUUUAAAUUCCCAUUUUGAUAGGUUAGUAGACAGAAUGUCUUGUUUACCAGUUGGGACUUAGGUGGUUUCUUCUGUGUCCAUGUAUCUGCAGUGGGGCCAUGAUUUUUAAAGGUGAAAAUGUCUUGGUAAGGAUCGUUUGGCAUUUGAUCCUAACCAAGUGAUGAUUAGAAAAAUAUGUCAUCAACUCUAGGCCAUCUCCCAAAAUAGUAGUCUAAGAAAACUUGAAAGUGUAAGGUUUAACCUUUAAUUUAUUUCACGUAAAUACAUCCUUUUAUAUUGUUCUUGUGACAUUUCUUUUUCUAGUUAGUGGGCUGUAUUCUAGACUUUUUGUACCACUGCUUCUGUUUGUUCGUUCCUUCGUAUGCUUUUGUGUCCCAUAAAUUAUUUUAGAAAGAAAAUACUGAUAAAACUCAGGAUACUGACAUUUUUGUUGAGACUAAAAAUGGCAAUUACUAAAGUUGAGAAUCUCUAGAGUCUGGUUUGUAUCAGUGUUAGUAGUUUUGAUUGUCCAUGUUGAUUUCUUUUUUUUUCUUCUUUUUUUUUUUUUA